Messenger RNA from Sardina pilchardus (European sardine), 2086 nucleotides. RefSeq names its product ecto-ADP-ribosyltransferase 4-like. Bases 95 to 898 code for a protein of 267 amino acids. Gene Ontology annotation, molecular function: NAD+ poly-ADP-ribosyltransferase activity; NAD+-protein-arginine ADP-ribosyltransferase activity. The record is from RefSeq and is a predicted model, not a curated record. NCBI's taxonomy places the organism in Eukaryota, Metazoa, Chordata, Actinopteri, Clupeiformes, Clupeidae. The transcript has 3 exons.
UCAGUGCAGCAAUUUCAGAGUCAGUUUACAGUACAUUGAGUCGGUUCUCCUGAUCACCUCGUCUGUUGUUCUACCGUGCCUCCAUACAGGCAGAAUGAUGAACUCUGCUGUCCUGAUUUUUACUGUCCUGACAACGGGAGCUGCCCUUGGGAAGAUGGAAUACGCAUUGGACAUGAAGGAGAACUGUGUUGAUGAUCAGUACCAGGACUGCACAGAGAUUACGUCCCACGUGAUAGAGAACACAUAUCUAAAAGAUGAACUGAAGAGGUCAAAGAACUUCAGUGCAGCUUGGAGUAAAGGACAGAAGUGGUGCUCCAGCAAUAAGAAAGGAAAUGAUUUGGGAGGAAUUAAUUACUGCAUUGCCCUUUAUGUGUAUACUCUACUUAAACCACCAAUAUAUAGAGCUUUCAACGGUGACACUCGUAAUGGGACUGCACAAUACACAGGAAAGACAUAUAAGUGGUAUUCUCUUCACUUUUUGUUAACCCGUGCAGUACAAGUUCUGAAGGAUGAGGAAAAGCGAAAAGGAACUAAAUGCAGAGUAGUCUAUCGUCGUACAAAGGAUCAAUUUCAAAAAGACGUUCUGAACAAAGAGAUUCGAUUUGGCUCUUUCUCGUCCUCCUCCAUUGAGAAGACGGUUGAGGACUUUGGAGAUGUGUCGUGUUUUGAAAUCACCACAUGCCAUGGUGCAUAUAUCACAGAUUAUUCUGCCAAUCCAGCUCAGGAAGAGGUGCUGAUUCCUCCAUAUGAGACCUUUAAAGUAACUGAAGUCUCAGAGAAAAGACACAAUACUGGCCUGUGGUGUGACACUGUGUAUAAGCUGGAAAGAACUGGAACCAGAAGUGACCUGAACUGUGCAGUGGCGCGUUCGUUUGAUCGGGUCAUCAACGAACUUUGAUUUGCUGUUCGUCCCCACCCGUUGUCAUGGUCACAUUGCCUGUGGCUGGCAGUUUAGAUUGGCAAGCUUAACUUUACAUGUCAUAACUUCAACUAAACAUAAUUACGCACCAAUAACUAAUGUGUCAAUGCUACCCGUCAUGCCCAUUACAAUCAACAAUAUGUUUCUAGCUUGUUUUCCCCUGAAAAGGGGCGUGGUGCUCAGAAAUUUCUCUGUUUGAUGUUUCGCUGGUCCAUCAUAUGUAUGGUCUAUCAAAGGCACUCUAAACGAUGUUGGGUCAUGUCACGUCUGUUGACAUUCAAACAGAACAGAGAUAUUCUUUUGCUAUUCUUUCCCCCUCCCUUGCGUGUAAUGGAAACUUUGGUCAUUGAUUUGCUGGAUUUGUUAUGUUUUUAUGGCUUAGGUUGGCCUAGGGUGUUUUGUUGCCAUUUUUAAGCCUGGGAUGUUUUUCAGGGCACAUACUACAGCUAGUUAGCCUGGGUGUUCAUCCUGCCUUCUUUCACACUGCUAAGGCAGUCUGGACACUAACUCCCAAAUUUUCGCCUGAUGUUGGUAACCAAUCACAGAACAUCCGAGAAGUUUCCGUUGCCUUCUUGCGUCUACAUUCGACGCCAAAAGAUUUACAUUGAUAUCAAUGGCAGCCCUUCGCGUUGCAUAUGAACGCGCGGGGGCACCUUCGGCUUCCGAUAUUGACGCCAGGGGGCUUGACAUGCGUCCUCGUUCGACAAGUUGGGUGUGAGACCGUGUUGGAUGAGCUAUGCGCAUUUGAUAGACAUCCGUGGCGCCCAAUGAACGGAUCUGGGCAUUUUUUCAAAUACGAGAAAAUGAACGUCUGGUUGCCAGACCACGUCUCAUUUGAGAAGUGGUAGGCGUUAGCCAGGCUAACAGCUAGUGGAUAGUGAGGCGUUUUUGUGAGUGACAAAAAAUGUUUUUGCCUAAAAAAUGUGACAUCACUUAGAACACCUUUAAUAUAAAUACCAUGGUAAUGUUUAUCCUUCACAUCUAUCCACAUUUUAAACACUUUUUUCAUUUCAAAACUUAAACAAUCUGUACAAGAUUUGUUAUAUGUGGUUGAUCUGUAGGCUAUUAUGCUUCUGAUCGUAAGUAAUAUGUGGUAUCAUUUAAACGUUACUCUGGGAGAUGGUAACACAUAAGCGAUGUAGAAGUUAAAAAUAGCAGUUGUGUUUC